Molecule: messenger RNA, 783 nt
Organism: Solanum lycopersicum (tomato)
Lineage: Eukaryota; Viridiplantae; Streptophyta; Magnoliopsida; Solanales; Solanaceae
Product: small ribosomal subunit protein eS24z
Biological process (GO): translation
Cellular component (GO): ribosome
Molecular function (GO): structural constituent of ribosome
Source: RefSeq, a predicted model, not a curated record
AUGGGCUCGACAGUUGUUGAGUGGCCCAAAAGUUCAUAUACAGCUUCUAAAUGCUGAAAAACCCUAGAACAAAGCCUCCAUUUUUGCAGAGAAAAGAGCAAGGUCUCUGAAGAAGAGUGUGAAUUCAGAGCGGAGGCGCCGGAGUGUUUUGCAGAAAAAAUGGCGGACAAGGCAGUUACCAUUAGAACAAGGAAGUUCAUGACCAAUCGUCUACUUGCAAGGAAACAAUUCAUUAUCGAUGUUUUGCAUCCUGGAAGGGCCAACGUUUCAAAGGCCGAGUUGAAAGAGAAAUUGUCAAGGAUGUACGAGGUGAAAGAUCCCAAUGCAAUCUUUGUGUUUAAGUUCAGGACCCAUUUUGGAGGAGGCAAAUCUACUGGUUUUGGCUUGAUCUAUGAUUCUGUUGAGAACGCAAAGAAAUAUGAGCCAAAGUACAGGCUGAUCAGGAAUGGAUUAGACACAAAGGUUGAGAAAUCUAGGAAGCAGAUGAAGGAGAGGAAGAAUAGAGCCAAGAAAAUACGCGGUGUCAAGAAGACUAAGGCAGGAGAUGCCAAGAAGAAAUGAUCUGCUGGUGAUAGUUCCUUUAAGCCAAAUGCAGAAAACGUUUUCCAUGUUAUUUAUGUUUCUCUGGCAACUCAUGCAGAAUCCUUUCAAUUUUGGUUGAGUCACUCAAAUUAUAUUUGCAUGUUUAUGUGUUAGUACUCAGAAACUUAGUGAAUUUGGGAGUGUACCGUUUUUCUCAACAUUCUCCUUAUUUUAUAAUCACCAUUUCAAGUGCUGCGACAA